This is a messenger RNA of Brassica napus (rape), 348 nucleotides long. RefSeq lists its product as uncharacterized. Lineage: Eukaryota; Viridiplantae; Streptophyta; Magnoliopsida; Brassicales; Brassicaceae. The record is from RefSeq and is a predicted model, not a curated record. The transcript has a single exon. The coding region runs from base 1 to 348 and encodes 115 amino acids.
AUGAUAGCUAGCGCGAUUAAGACGCUAAAAAAUCUGAAACCCAAGCUGUCUAACGCGGAGAUGAGCUGGUUCACGGAGCAUCCUCAAUUCAGACACAUUUUCCACAUGAAGAUAGAGACUAACCACAGGGUUCAGGGAAUGUGGAUGUUGUUGUUGCGUACUGCUGGUAGCGAGAAGCUGAGAGAAGUGUGGUUCAUUGUGAAUGGGGUUCCAAUCCGUUACGGGCUGAGGGAACAUGGUUUGAUAUAUGGGCUAUUCUGCCAGAACUAUCCUCUCGGCUACAAAGAGCUUGGUGGGACGAGGUUCGUUGAUCGUCAUUUCAAGGAAGGAGAACCGAGAAGGUUAUAG